Messenger RNA from Dama dama (fallow deer), 1188 nucleotides. It is a transcript of the gene ANKRD65, whose product is annotated as ankyrin repeat domain 65. The record is from RefSeq and is a predicted model, not a curated record. Gene Ontology annotation, cellular component: nucleus. Gene Ontology annotation, molecular function: protein binding; transcription cis-regulatory region binding. The coding region runs from base 1 to 1188 and encodes 395 amino acids. NCBI's taxonomy places the organism in Eukaryota, Metazoa, Chordata, Mammalia, Artiodactyla, Cervidae. Gene Ontology annotation, biological process: positive regulation of transcription by RNA polymerase II. The transcript is spliced from 3 exons.
AUGCCUGAUUCAUGUUCUUUCCAGAUGGACUCUGGGGUCUCAGAGCCUGGGGAGCAGGACCUGACAGAAGCAGGGGCGGAGCAGGAACUGCGGUGGUUGGAUCUGGGCUCUGAGGAGGCUCUGGGACCUGGGACACAGGGGCCCAGCACCCCACAGGCCUGGGGGCACUUGCUGCAGGCUGUGUGGAAGGGUCACACGGGCCUGGUGACUCAGCUGCUGCGGCAAGGGGCCAGUGUGGAGGAGAGGGACCGCGCGGGGCGGACUCCGCUCCACCUGGCGGUGUUGCGGGGCCAGGUGUCGCUGGUGCGUCUCCUGCUGCAGCGCGGGGCCCAGGUCGGAGCCGCAGACCGCGCGGGGCGCACACCGCUGCACGAAGCCGCCUGGCACGCGCCGUCGCGGGUGGCAGAGCUGCUGCUGCGGCGCGGAGCGCCGGCGAAUGCACGCUGCCUGGCCGGCCUCACGCCGCUGCACUGGGCCGCCGCUCUAGGCCGCACGCUGAUGGCUGGGCACCUGCUGACGGCGCCGGACCCGGGCCCGACAGUGGCAGACGCGCGCGGCUGGACGGCGGCGCACUGGGCGGCCGCCGGAGGCCAGCUGUCGGUGCUCGAGCUGCUGGGGGCGAACGGUGGCGCGCGUCUAGACGGCGUCCUGCUCGUGGCUGCCGCGGCUGGGCGCGCAACUGCGCUUCGUCUCCUUCUGGCGCAAGGGGCUCCAGUAGACGCCCGGGACGGUGUGGGGGCCACUGUGCUGGGCGUCGCGGCCGGCCUGGGCCGCCGGCAGGACAUGGAGGUGCUGCUUGAGCACGGGGCAGAUCCAAACCUCAAGGACAGGCAUGGCCGCUCUGCACUCCACAGGGCUGCUGCUGGUGGACAUCUGCUUGCUGUCCAGCUGCUGGCCGCCUGGGGAGCAAAGGUGGAUUCUCAGGACAAGUUGGGCCUCACCCCCCUGCACCAUGCUGCCCGGGGAGGCCACAUAGAGGUCACUGGCCACCUCCUGGACAGGGGUGCAGAGGUCAAUGCCGCUGGCUGGCUCCAGAAGACCCCCCUGCAUCUCGCCAUGGAGCAUGGCCAUGGCCCCACCGCAGAGCUUUUGCUGAGCCGAGGGGCCAGCCCCACCCUGCGGACACGGUGGGGGGAUGUGGCCCAGGACCUGUGGCCUGCCCACUGUGGAGAGCAGGAGGAGUCCUAG